This is a messenger RNA of Leptonychotes weddellii (Weddell seal), 1380 nucleotides long. The record is from RefSeq and is a predicted model, not a curated record. NCBI's taxonomy places the organism in Eukaryota, Metazoa, Chordata, Mammalia, Carnivora, Phocidae.
CCAUCAGGCGGCGGGAAGAGAGCUCUUGAGCCGGCCCCGCCUCCAACCAGCCGUGGCCCCGCCCGGCCUCGCUUCCUCGGGCCGGGCGGAGACUGCGCUGUGCGGCGGGCGUCUCUUUCCUGCUCUGCACGCGGUGCGGGGCAGAGCACCGGGGCGCUGUGCUGCCGCCUCCUGGCGUCGGUUUUCUGUGCGAAUCGUGCCGCCCCGGUACGUUCACGCCCAUCAGCUCCCGACUUUCGUUCUGGGAGGCGCUGACCGGGUGCCGAGAGGGCGCUGUGUGGAGUGCUACUCCCCCCCCCACACACACACCAAAGCAGCGUCCGUGCUAAAGGUACUGAUUAAGAUGUAUGUGAUUUGGAGGAAUUCUGUUUCCUGUCUAAGGAUAAGAAAGGUGCCACAUAGAUUCCAAAGUGGUAAUCACCCAGUGGUCCCUCUGGGAUCAAGGAUUUUAACGGACCCAGCCAAAGUUUUUGAACAUAACAUGUGGGAUCACAUGCAAUGGUCCGAAGAAGAAGCAGCAGCAGCCAGGAAAAAGGUAGAGGAAAACUCGGCUGUGCGAGUUCUUCUGGAAGAACAAGGCGUGUGUUUGCACUCGUCCUACAGAGCAGCCCAGUGUUGUGCCUUUGUCCAUGACGUCUGUGAUGAGGGCUUACCCUACCCUUUUCCAGAUGGGAUCCUGGAUGUCAUUCUCCUUGUCUUUGUGCUCUCUUCCAUUCAUCCUGACAGGAUGCAAGGCGUUGUAAACCGACUGUCCAACUUACUGAAACCUGGAGGAAUGCUGUUAUUUCGGGACUAUGGAAGAUAUGAUAAGACUCAGCUUCGUUUUAAAAGGGGGCAUUGCUUAUCUGAAAAUUUUUAUGUUCGAGGAGAUGGUACCAGAGCAUAUUUCUUUACAAAAGGGGAAGUCCACAAUAUGUUCUGCAAGGCUGGGUUAGACGAGAAGCAAAAUCUGGUUGAUCGUCGAUUACAAGUGAAUAGGAAAAAACAAGUGAAAAUGCACCGAGUGUGGGUUCAAGGCAAAUUCCAGAAACCAUUAUACUUGACUCAAAAAACCUCUAAAUUGGUAUUUUCACUCCUUUCUCACGGCUGAAUUAUGUACCAUGUUAAGGUACAAACCAGAGGAUUACACUGUACAAAGACUUCCGUAGAUCUUUCAUUUUUGAAAGGACAAUGAGAAGAAAAGAGAAUUUGUAUAUCCUGCUAUUUAUCAUGGGUGAGCUCUUUUAUUUAAGCACUCAUAAAUGAUUUGGAAGAGUACCAUAUUAUGUGUUUUCAAAGCUUAAUAUGCUCAAGCUUGUUUGGGUUUAUUAUGUCUAACCAUUUUGUUUGUACUUUGAAUUUUAUAAGCUUUCAAUUAAAUUACUGAUAUAAGUCAGAUGA